Neltuma alba is the source of this 918-nucleotide messenger RNA. Its product is annotated as receptor-like protein 6. NCBI's taxonomy places the organism in Eukaryota, Viridiplantae, Streptophyta, Magnoliopsida, Fabales, Fabaceae. The coding region runs from base 1 to 918 and encodes 305 amino acids. Gene Ontology annotation, molecular function: protein binding. The transcript has a single exon. The record is from RefSeq and is a predicted model, not a curated record.
AUGCCAUACUCCAACAUAUCAACUUGGAAAAAUGGUACCAAUUGUUGCUUAUGGGAUGGGGUCACUUGCAAUCCAUUGGGUCAUGUGAUUGGCCUCAAUCUUAAUUGUAGUUGGCUUCAUGGUAAACUCCUUCCCAGCAAUUCUCUCUUCCAGCUUUCCCAUCUUCAAACGCUUGAUCUUAGUUUCAAUGACUUUCAAGGGUCUCAAAUACCACCUAAUAUUUCCCAACUUGUAAGUUUAACACACCUAUCCUUGAGUUUUUGUAAUUUUAGUGGUGAAGUUCCAUCUCAGAUUUCUCAUCUUCACAAGUUGGUUUCACUUCAUCUCAAGGAGGAUUUGAAUUAUCUCGUUCUUCAGGAAAAGACUUGGGAGAGACUCACAAGAAAUGCCACUCAUAUAAAGGAUCUUUUGCUAAGUGGCAUGGAUACAUCAUUGAUUCCCUUGAGUCAUCUAUUUAAGAAUCUUUCCUCAUCUUUGGUCUCUCUUGAGCUUAGUAAUGCUGGAUUACAAGGAAAUUUUGAUGAAAAUAUAUUUUCAUUUCCCCACCUUCAAGAGAUAGAUUUGCAUGAAAACCCAGAUCUCGCAGGCUAUCUUCCAGAGUCUAAUUGGAGCAAUUCGAUUAGAGUUUUGUCUCUUGGAAACACGAGUUUCACAGGAAAGUUGCCGCAUUCCAUUGGCGAUAUGAAAUCAUUAAAUGUCUUGGAUCUCUCAUCAUGCCAAUUCUUUGGAGAAAUUCCACCAUCCUUAUGGAACCUUACACAACUUUAUCUUUUGGAGCUCUCAAGCAAUAAUUUUUCUGGUCAAAUCUCAUCAUCACUUUCCAAUCUUCAAGAUCUCAUUUUGCUUGAUUUGUCUUCAAAUAAUUUUAGUGGCCAAUUUCCAUAUUCAGUUUCAGAUCUUAAAGAUCUCACGUUCUAG